Molecule: messenger RNA, 1055 nt
Organism: Cervus elaphus (red deer)
Lineage: Eukaryota; Metazoa; Chordata; Mammalia; Artiodactyla; Cervidae
Gene: EFCAB2
Product: EF-hand calcium binding domain 2
Exons: 7
Coding region: 103-603 (166 amino acids)
Molecular function (GO): calcium ion binding
Source: RefSeq, a predicted model, not a curated record
CUCCCAUCCUCCAGGGCCGACUCGCCGCGGGGCUGGAGGGGGUCAGGACGCCGCGACCUAGCUUAGCGACAGGCCUCUCCCCGGCGACGGCGCCGCAACAAGAUGGCGGACGACAGAGACAGGGACGGCACAGAGUUAGCUGUAGCAGAAUUUCACAAAAAAAUCAAAGAAGCUUUUGAAGUGUUUGACCAUGAGUCAAAUAGUACAGUGGAUGUAAGAGAGGUCGGAACAAUUAUCAGGUCAUUAGGAUGCUGCCCUAGUGAAGGAGAGCUACAUGAUCUGAUUGCAGAGGUAGAGGAAGAAGAACCCACUGGAUACAUUCGAUUUGAAAAAUUUCUACCAGUGAUGACUGAAGUGCUACUGGAAAGAAGAUGUAGACCAAUUCCGGAAGAUAUCCUUCUUCGAGCUUUUGAGGUAUUAGAUCCAGCUAAACGUGGAUUUCUUACUAAGGACGAACUGAUAAAGUAUAUGACUGAAGAAGCCUCCCUGCAGGUUUUGUAUCCAUGCAACCACAGUGACAGAGUUGUCAUCACAGAGAUGAUGAAGUCGGCAGGGGGAGCAGCUCUUGGAAUGAUCAGCCAGAGUGGGAGUGGGAUGUGCUAAGUGUGGGGUGUCUGUUAGCCAUCUAAGUGGAGAGGUCAAGAAGCGAGGUGGACAUAGGGGUCUGGAGUCAUGAAAGGGGUCAGGGCUAGAGACAUGAAUCCCCGGGAGUUAUCAAGAAAUGGACGUACUUAGAGCUGUGAGCUUAGAUGAGACCACCAAGCAGGGAGAGUGGAUGGAGAAGAAGAGAGGACCAGGGACUGAACCCUGCGUGCUCCAUCCCCAAGAGGGCAGGAAGAGAGAGAGAACUGGCAGAGGUGACCCAGGGAGUAACCAGUGAGGUGGGGGAACAGGAGGGAGUGUGGGAUCUGGGAGGAAAGGGUGACCAGCUGUGCCAAAAUGGAACGUGCCUGGUACCUAACAAAGGCCCCAUGAUUAGGAGCCUGUUCUGGUUUUUAUUAAUACCAUUGUUGAGAGGAGGGAGAGAGCAGAGAAUAAAACUUCAUGCAUCAAAA